AUGCGGCAACGCCUCGCUGCGCCGCCUGGAACCCCCCCCCCCCCCUUCCUGUCCCGCCCGACUGCUACGCCAUGCCGCCCCGCCCAGCAUAGCUCCGUCCGUCCGCGCCAAGCCGCCAACGCUGGCUCCUCAGUCCUCAAGGCGGAGGUGGACGCAGACACGGAUGCCAGAGGCGGUUGGUGCUGCAAAGGAGAGGCAAACGCGCUGCCCAGGAACAAGAUGGCGCUCUACGAACAAUCGGCAUCCCCUCCCACCGCCACAACACCGCUGUACCAACCACGCCCUCCACUCUGGCUCCCCCAUGGCAUGCGCAUCCAAUCCACAUCUGCGAGUCAGUCAAGAAAAGCUCACCCUAUUCCCUACCAAAAGUCUAUGAUUCUUGGGGUCAUAACUCAACUAAGCCAUGUUAACUCACCUAUCAUGGCGGUGCUAUGCAUGGCUUGUAGCCAGACAACUGACGAUGCAUUCUCGGACAAGAAAGGAUCUAGGAUUCAGUCCGAACUGAGAGUUUUGAAGAUCAGCAGCUGUGUUCGGCUCAUAGUUGCAGGGGUCAGCAGAGUGAUUGAAUACUUCAAGGCUCUUGAGUACCUGGAUGUUCUGUCAUGUCCAUAG
This is a messenger RNA of Miscanthus lutarioriparius, 612 nucleotides long. Lineage: Eukaryota; Viridiplantae; Streptophyta; Magnoliopsida; Poales; Poaceae. The record is from the annotation of a GenBank genome assembly.